AUGCGUUUGAAGCCAGUGGGGAGAGUAUGCUUGUGCUGGGCAAGAACCAGACAGGGCGCACGCCGGGGCUUGGACCGCAGGGCAAGGGUGUGGGGUGCGCCGGGCCGGACGCCAAAGCGUAUGCCUGAGGUAGAGUCCCGGGCGAGGAACACUGGUUCCUCAGCGGUGCGUUCGCCCCAUCGCCGGUGCAGGCCUCAAAGAUGCCAGGCCUGGGCCCGGAGGAUGAGCCAAGCGUGGUCCCUGCUGGACAUGCGCAACGCUCUCUCGUGCCAAGUCAAAACGGCCUUCCGCGGUGGCCGCGCCUUUGAUUCCGAGCAGAGCACCGGUUCAGACUCUGAGGUGCUCACUGAGCGGACUUCCUGCUCCUUUGACACUCACACUGACCUGGGCCCUGGUGCUGCAGGCCCUGUGCCUGCCGCCAUGUCUUCCAUGGAAGAGAUUCAGGUGGAGCUGCAAUGUGCUGACCUAUGGAAGCGGUUCCAUGACAUUGGAACUGAGAUGAUCAUCACCAAAGCAGGCAGGAGGAUGUUUCCUGCCAUGAGAGUAAAAAUCACUGGCCUGGACCCACACCAGCAAUACUACAUAGCAAUGGACAUUGUGCCUGUGGACAAUAAAAGAUACAGAUAUGUGUACCACAGCUCCAAGUGGAUGGUGGCUGGCAAUGCGGACUCCCCUGUGCCCCCAAGAGUUUAUAUACACCCUGAUUCUCUAGCUUCUGGAGACACUUGGAUGAGACAGGUGGUCAGUUUCGACAAACUCAAGCUGACCAACAAUGAAUUGGAUGAUCAAGGACAUAUCAUUCUGCACUCUAUGCACAAAUACCAGCCUCGAGUUCACGUGAUCCGCAAGGAUUUCAGCAGUGACCUGUCGCCCACCAAACCUGUCCCUGUUGGGGAUGGGGUGAAAACAUUCAACUUUCCUGAGACCGUGUUCACCACAGUCACAGCCUACCAGAACCAGCAGAUCACCAGAUUAAAAAUCGAUCGAAACCCUUUUGCUAAAGGAUUCAGAGAUUCUGGAAGAAACAGGACCGGACUGGAAGCCAUCAUGGAGACUUACGCGUUCUGGAGACCCCCUGUGCGCACACUCACCUUUGAGGAUUUCACCACCAUGCAAAAGCAGCAAGGGGGCAGCACAGGCACUUCCCCGACCACCUCCAGCACUGGGACACCAUCGCCUUCAGCUUCUUCUCACCUUUUGUCUCCAUCCUGUUCUCCUCCAACAUUUCACCUGGCCCCCAACACUUUCAACGUGGGCUGUCGAGAGAGCCAGCUGUGCAAUCUAAACCUCUCUGAUUAUCCACCAUGUGCCCGAAGCAACAUGGCUGCCUUGCAGAGCUACCCGGGGCUGAGUGACAGUGGCUACAACAGGCUCCAGAGUGGCACUGCUUCAGCCACUCAGCCCUCCGAAACCUUCAUGCCUCAGAGGACUCCAUCCCUGAUCUCAGGAAUACCGACUCCUCCCUCGUUGCCUAGCAACAGCAAGAUGGAAGCCUACGGUGGCCAGCUGGGGUCCUUCCCCACUUCCCAGUUCCAGUAUGUCAUGCAGGCCGGCAAUGCAGCCUCGAGCUCCUCCUCACCACACAUGUUCGGGGGCAGCCACAUGCAGCAGAGCUCCUAUAACGCCUUCUCUCUCCACAACCCUUACAAUCUGUACGGAUACAAUUUCCCCACUUCUCCGAGGCUAGCCGCAAGCCCGGAAAAACUGAGCGCCUCUCAAAGCACUUUACUCUGUUCUUCUCCUUCCAACGGGGCCUUUGGAGAGAGGCAGUACCUGCCCACGGGGAUGGAGCACAGCAUGCACAUGAUUAGCCCUUCGCCCAACAACCAGCAGGCGACUAACACCUGUGACGGCCGGCAGUACGGGGCGGUCCCAGGCUCCUCCUCCCAGAUGUCCGUGCACAUGGUUUAAUGGCCAGGCCGAACAGCACGGAGCCGGGGCCCCAGAGUCUCCACGGGCAGAUCCUCCUCUUUGGGAGCCCAACGCCUUUGAAAAACGGGAACUGUGUAUUUUGUUUUCUUUUCUUUUUUUUUUUUUUUUUUUCUGGAGGAGGAAAGCACAUCCCGAAGAAGAACAAAAGACCUUUAAGCCACUGAAGGAUACUUACCAUGUGGAAUCAUCUCUGACUCAGUGGCCAUUCUCCUGCCUUCCCAAACCUUAGUUUUAUAAAGCAUUGUCUACUCUAGAGUGGCCUUUGAAGAAACUGAAUUAUCAUUUUAUAAUAAUGUUAAGGGAGAUGCUAGCAUGUAGCAGCCAUAAAAAGUUACCCCCACACAAAUACAGACCUACCUAUACGUACACACAUACAUACAUGCAUGCAUGCACACACACACAUACAUAUUUGCACACAAAGUUACCUACAGCGAUACACACACACACACACACAGACUUGGAACUGGGCGAACUCUGUGGAGGGGGGCCCAGGUGGGUGCUUUCACCAAGAAUCGGUCUAUGUACAACGCUAGAUGGACUGGGCCAGCAGUAGCUGCCAACCUUUCUCCCCUGCAGCUUACCCUGUUUCUGGAAUGAACCGUGUAUCCUGGAACCCCCUCCUACCCACAAGGGUGGACAGACACCACCACUACAACUGGACUUGGCUUCCUGAAAAAAGAUGGCUUUUGAACUUUGGCUCUCCUAACUCUGUGUUCAAUCGCUGACGUUCCCAGUGGUACCUGUGAAAAGGGAGUAAGAGUAGCCGAAUGAGAAAAGAGGAGAAGGAGUAGUGGGCAAGAGAGAGGCGGAGAGCAAGACUGAGAGAGGAAGUGUGAGCAAUGGUGAGAGUGACAACGCACCGAGGAGAUUGGGGUCGUUUCUCUCCCUCCCCCUACAGGUGAUAGAAUCAUGGCGUUACCUAGGAGUAAGCCUCUCUGGCACACUGUGCAGAGUCAGGGCACUGGAGAGAGGACCCGGGCAAGGAAUGCACUUGGAUCCCACAGCUCUGACCAGCAUGAUCCAGAAGAGGGGUGCGCUGCCUGGGAAGUGCCGAUUCCAGAGCGCGAAGCCUGGCGGGGGAGGGGGAACAGGAGUAUGAAGAAGGAAGGGUGUUAUAAUCCCGACAGAUGAUACCAAGAGCAGAGGCGACAAAUCGAGGCCUGGCCGUCUGCAUGCCAGAUCCAGACACCUGACCUGGAUUGCCUGCCCCGCAUCCCCCGGGGCAGGAGAAAUCCAGUCACGUUCCAGGGAAUUACAGAUGGGCCUUUCUGCAUCCUUCCACCUGCCCUUAGGUCUCCAUUUUUAUCAAAUAGUUUAUUGCAUUUUGAAGUUUGGGUUUUUUUCCUUCAUCUUUCCCUUUCCCCUCAAAUCCUUUAAUGUUAAGAAAACAAGUAAAGUUUGGUGCAAGCUAAACUUUUUAAGUGGUGUGGAAAUGCAAAUAAUACCAAGUAAUACAGAUAUUAUUAAGAUUUUUGGUUUUGAGGUGUUGUAGAUAAAUGUAUUUAUGUGCCUAGUGGGGAAUCCAAUAUUAUGAAUAUUAAAAAAGGGGGCAAUAAAAAGGGUAUGUAAAAUAUGUAUGAAGUAAAGGUGUAUAAAAAAUUUGCCCUUAUGCACGGAACUGUUUCUAAGUGCCAAGCACAGAAAGCCGCUAAAUAAAAUCUUUGCAAUUGUUUCCUGUGUUUGUAUGGAAAA
Molecule: messenger RNA, 3624 nt
Organism: Panthera uncia (snow leopard)
Lineage: Eukaryota; Metazoa; Chordata; Mammalia; Carnivora; Felidae
Gene: TBX15
Product: T-box transcription factor 15
Exons: 8
Coding region: 1-1911 (636 amino acids)
Biological process (GO): cell fate specification; positive regulation of DNA-templated transcription; regulation of transcription by RNA polymerase II
Cellular component (GO): nucleus
Molecular function (GO): RNA polymerase II cis-regulatory region sequence-specific DNA binding; DNA-binding transcription factor activity, RNA polymerase II-specific
Source: RefSeq, a predicted model, not a curated record